AUGGAUAAUUAUUUCACAAUAAUCAGUUUGCUUGGUUUAAGAAAUCAAAAUUUACCACCAUUUAGGUAAAUAUUAAUAGAUAAUAAUAUAGAGAAGCUCGUUUGAAACGUUAUAAAUCAAUUAAGAAAAUGGUGGAAUUGAUUGAAACAGCAGGAUGGACCUAACCAAAAAUACCAUUCAAUGCUUUCUGUUUAAGUUCAUAAGAUCGUAUUUAAUUUAAUAUAAUUUUGAUUAGCUGAAUGGGAAGAUGAUAUGACUUAUCCAGUAAUUGAAUAUAAUAAAUUUGGAUACUAAGCAGUGGCAUUUGGAAUUAAUUUGGUAUAUAAAUUGAAUAUUUAUGAAAAGUUCCUUUAUGCUUACAAUUAUAAUGUUAUAACUCAAAAUAUUAGAUUCAGAACAUUUAGAUAUCUCUUUCCAGUAGUAUAGUGUGUAAUAUUUGGCAAAAUCUAUUUCGAAUAUAAAUCAGAACUUACAAAAGUAAAUUUAUUUGAUGAAUAUGUUUAAUUGAGAGCAUAAGAAUUGGUUAAAGAAAAUGAAUAUUUAUUGGAACAUGAAGGUUCAAUCUAUUCAUAUUAAUGAAAGAUAUCAAAAGAUUUGUAUGGUGGUAUGAAGAUUAUAAAGAAACAUUGUGUAGAGUUCAUAGAUAAGCAAAUGAUCAUGCAUCCACAGAUUUUAAAGAUUCAGAAUUAAUCUUAUAAGAUUUUAUUAGAAGAUAUACAAAUCCUAAUUCACCUAGACCACUUAACUAUCAAGAGAAAGGAGUCUUGUUUUGAU
Paramecium pentaurelia is the source of this 774-nucleotide messenger RNA. The record is from the annotation of a GenBank genome assembly. Lineage: Eukaryota; Ciliophora; Oligohymenophorea; Peniculida; Parameciidae.